Messenger RNA from Nematolebias whitei (Rio pearlfish), 1557 nucleotides. RefSeq names its product prostaglandin E synthase 3b (cytosolic) (gene ptges3b). The record is from RefSeq and is a predicted model, not a curated record. Bases 148 to 627 code for a protein of 159 amino acids. Lineage: Eukaryota; Metazoa; Chordata; Actinopteri; Cyprinodontiformes; Rivulidae. Gene Ontology annotation, biological process: telomere maintenance via telomerase; protein folding; telomerase holoenzyme complex assembly. The transcript is spliced from 8 exons. Gene Ontology annotation, molecular function: protein-folding chaperone binding; prostaglandin-E synthase activity; Hsp90 protein binding. Gene Ontology annotation, cellular component: nucleus; cytosol.
CGCUACGCAACCAGAUCCGGAGUAGAGCCGUCCAGCUACAGGCGUUUUGAAGUCCAGUGCGCCGAGCGUCUCCCUUUUCACAGGCUCGACCCUUAUUAUCACAAGAGUGGUUUACCUGCGACAAAGAAGCUCACUUCGCCCGGAGAUAUGCAUCCAGCAACUGCCAAGUGGUACGACAGGAGGGACUCUGUUUUUAUAGAGUUCUGUGUAGCAGACAGCAAAGAUGUUGCAGUCAAUUUUGAUAAAACAAAAUGUGGUUUCAGUUGUGUUGGUGGAACUGACAAUGCGAAGCUCAAGAAUGAGAUAGACCUUUUUGAUGCCAUCGAUGAGAGUCAAUCCAAACAUAAACGCACAGAUCGUUCGGUCUUGUGCUAUCUACGGAAAGCCCAGCCGGGGAAGCCAUGGCCAAGGCUAACGAAAGAGAAGGCUAAGCUGAGCUGGCUAAGUGUUGACUUCAACAACUGGAAGGACUGGGAGGAUGACUCAGAAGAGGAAAUGGGCAACUUCGAUCAAUUCUCAGAUAUGAUGAACAACAUGGGAGGAGAGGACGACCUGGGUGAUCUAGAUGGUGCAGAUGAAGACGACUCUGCAGAUAGUGACGAUGAAAAAAUGCCAGACUUGGAGUAGAAACCUGUCGACUUCUAAAGAAAGGGGAACAACGGGGGACAAGAGGAAUCUUUAACAAAUGUAUAUGUUGAAACUGAAGGCAGUGACAAACGGCUGUACAUAUGAGUCCGUAGCCAUAUUUAAAUCCAUAGCCUCCGCUCCAAACUGUUGGACCAGUCGUCUACUCAAGGUUGAUUUGCAUGGUAUUGUACAGAGCAGCUAUUUCCACAUCCAUUUGCUGUACUGCACCUUUUCAGGAAUCUUGUUUUUAACGUUAAAUAUUACAACCAAGCACACCUUUUUAUUUCUUGGGGCUGGGGGGGGCGCUGUAAACUUGUACUCAUCUGAGCAAUAUAUGUUGAGAGCAAAGAUUUACUGUUUCCAAAUUAAUUGUAGUUUAAAAAUGAUCAGACCCACUUCUUCCUAAUGUGUUUUUUUUAAGUUGGUCGACGAGUGUAGUGCGUCAAAAUUAAAACGGUAGAUGCGUUUGUUGAUGAGGUUUCUCUAAAGCCUUCCAUGUGCUGUAAAUUAGAUAUUUGGGAUCUGUAUCAACAACUUCACUUUACAGUCUACAUGUUUCCCUUGUAAAAAUCUGUAAAAUUUGAAGCCUGACGUCGUUGCAUAUCUCUCUGCAUCUUUUCAGUGGUUUUUUUCCGUACUAAUUGAUUACCUAUUUGAUCAGCUCUCACUUCAUACCUGCCUAACAUGCACGUUUCACAGAAGAGGUGAAUGUUUCAGCUUACAGAGGGGCUCAAAACUUGGUGUGGCCUCAACAUGACGUGGUUUGUUGCUAUCCUCCUGGGUUUGUUUUAUCUUUUGUCCCUUGCAGGUGAGGGAGUGUCGAAACAAAACUGCAACCAGUGAUGACCAAAACUGUAAAGGGAGACGAGUGAUGUUCUAUUAUAGUGGAAAUUAUUUCUUUUUUUUACUGUCUACAUCUUUCUAAUAAAC